UUAUGUCAACCUACAAGGAUCCAUUUCCCGGCUGGACUGAUAAUUUGUAUGGGCCAUCAGGUUUGUGCACUUGGUCGGCGCGCGGUCUAGUGCGCUGCAUCUAUGGUCGGGCGAAUUGCAAGGCCAAUAUGGUGCCGGCAGAUUACUGUGUCAAUGCAAUGAUUGCCAGUGCCUGGGAUAUAGCGAGGAGAUUUUUAUUGCGCCAAAGUGAUGCAGAAUCCAAGGAGGAAUUACCUGUCUACAAUUACAUUUUCGAUCGGAACAAUUUAACAUGGGGCCAAUAUAUGCGCAUGUCACGUGAGGGAUUUCACGAGCCAUUUGACAAGGCAUUGUGGUGUUUCUCCUACGUUAUAAUACCUUCAAAGCCAAUACAUUGUGCCGUUGCAUUUUUUCUACACAAUAUACCGGCUUAUAUAUUAGAUUUCAUUGCCAUGGUAACUGGACAAAAGCGCAUCUAUAUAAAAGCGUAUCGUAAAAUUUCGCGAGUCAUUUAUAUGAUGUCUUGGUUUGGCUUGAAAGAAUGGCGCUUCGCUAACAAUAAUAUUGAUGAAUUGGACGCUAUGGUGUGCAAGACACAAGAGCGGAAUUUAUUACAAUUCAAUAUGGCUACCAUUAAUUGGAGCGAAUAUUUUCGUUCUUAUCUAAGUGGUAUACGGCGAUAUUUCUUCAAGGAUAAUGAUAAUAAAUUGCAGAAGCGGCGUGCAUUUUAUCGCAGGCUACUACUCUUACAUCAGCUGUUAAAAUCAACAUUCGGAUUCGCUCUAAUUGCAUGCCUAAUAAAGCUGUACUUCAAAAUCUUUAAGAUUAUACCGAAAAUUGCGUUUUAAACUCAACGUUACUGUUGAAAAGGAAUUUUCAUUAAUUUUUUUUAGUUAGAAAUAUCAAGUGCCUUUUACUAAUAUAUAACUCGAAUAUACGUACGCAAAUAUUUAUAUGUGAGUCAGUUUGAAAUAAAUGUUCACCACUUAGCAUAAAAGCAUUUUGUACCAGUAAAGAGUUGUUGGUAAAUCGAGCCAACUGGUAUAAAUUAACUAUA
This is a messenger RNA of Rhagoletis zephyria (snowberry fruit fly), 1036 nucleotides long. RefSeq names its product putative fatty acyl-CoA reductase CG5065. Gene Ontology annotation, biological process: long-chain fatty-acyl-CoA metabolic process. The record is from RefSeq and is a predicted model, not a curated record. Gene Ontology annotation, molecular function: alcohol-forming very long-chain fatty acyl-CoA reductase (NADP+) activity. NCBI's taxonomy places the organism in Eukaryota, Metazoa, Arthropoda, Insecta, Diptera, Tephritidae. Gene Ontology annotation, cellular component: peroxisome.